Molecule: messenger RNA, 716 nt
Organism: Drosophila mojavensis
Lineage: Eukaryota; Metazoa; Arthropoda; Insecta; Diptera; Drosophilidae
Gene: His4r
Product: histone H4
Exons: 3
Coding region: 122-433 (103 amino acids)
Biological process (GO): nucleosome assembly
Cellular component (GO): nucleosome
Molecular function (GO): DNA binding; protein heterodimerization activity; structural constituent of chromatin
Source: RefSeq, a predicted model, not a curated record
AACCAAAUAUCUACUUUUUAUACUGAGUAUUUUUUUGGGAUCUAACGCGUUCAAUAACACAGUCACAUUGCUUAAAAAAUUUCUCGAAAGCACAACGUAAAUCUAAACUUCUAUCAGCAAAAUGACUGGACGCGGUAAGGGAGGUAAAGGAUUGGGCAAAGGAGGUGCCAAGCGCCAUCGUAAGGUGUUGCGAGAUAACAUCCAAGGUAUUACUAAGCCGGCUAUCAGGCGUCUGGCUCGUCGUGGUGGAGUCAAGCGUAUUUCUGGAUUGAUCUACGAGGAGACACGCGGUGUACUCAAGGUGUUCUUGGAAAACGUCAUUCGUGAUGCUGUCACUUACACCGAGCACGCCAAGCGCAAGACCGUAACAGCCAUGGACGUGGUCUACGCCUUAAAGCGCCAGGGACGCACUCUGUACGGCUUUGGCGGUUAAAUGCAGCAGUAGGAGCCGAUGACAAAGAGUUUAAUGACGCAUCAAUUAAAAGGGAUUGGAAUUAAUCAAUACACAUACUAUAUAUAUAUAUAUAUAUGAUAUAAAUGCAGCAGACAUAUUUAAUCCACUAUCAACUUACUCAUCAUGUAAUUGAGAAAAUUUAAACAUUAGCAGAACUACAUAUUGUAUUGACAAAUAAGUAAAUAUUCCAUUAUAACAUUCUACAGUAGCGGAAACAAAAUCAAAAGGCCAAUAAAUCAUUCGAGGAUGGCGCAAAUACUGA